This is a messenger RNA of Musca domestica (house fly), 447 nucleotides long. Its product is annotated as receptor expression-enhancing protein 1-like. Gene Ontology annotation, molecular function: microtubule binding. Gene Ontology annotation, biological process: endoplasmic reticulum tubular network organization. Gene Ontology annotation, cellular component: cytoplasmic microtubule; endoplasmic reticulum membrane; endoplasmic reticulum tubular network. The coding region runs from base 1 to 447 and encodes 148 amino acids. The record is from RefSeq and is a predicted model, not a curated record. The transcript has a single exon. NCBI's taxonomy places the organism in Eukaryota, Metazoa, Arthropoda, Insecta, Diptera, Muscidae.
AUGAUUAGCAGCAUAUUCUCCCGACUGACCAUACUUACAUUUGGCACAUUGUAUCCUGCGUAUUACUCUUUCAAAACGGUUCGUGCCAAAUCUGUUGAUGAAUAUAUGAAAUGGAUGACAUAUUGGAUAGUGUUUGCCAUUUUCACAGCGGCUGAAACGUUUACUGAUGUGUUCCUGAAAUGGUUGCCUUUCUAUUAUGAAUUAAAAAUAUUGCUAAUUUUUUGGCUACUACCAUCCAUGGGCAAUGGAAGCCCAAUAGUUUAUCGCAAGUGUUUGCAUCCAUUUUUGAAGAAACAUGAGACACGUAUUGAUAGAACUUUGCAGGAAGUCAAGCACCGAGGUCAAGAUAUGGUAUUCCAUUAUGCCAGUGAAGCAGUUAUGUUCCUAGGUCGUGCUGUUAUGAAUGUCGUACAGAAAAAUAUGCCUCAUGGUGUAUUGUCAUUGUAA